This is a messenger RNA of Antechinus flavipes (yellow-footed antechinus), 2294 nucleotides long. It is a transcript of the gene RLN3, whose product is annotated as relaxin 3. Lineage: Eukaryota; Metazoa; Chordata; Mammalia; Dasyuromorphia; Dasyuridae. Gene Ontology annotation, cellular component: extracellular region. The transcript is spliced from 2 exons. Bases 1038 to 1481 code for a protein of 147 amino acids. The record is from RefSeq and is a predicted model, not a curated record. Gene Ontology annotation, molecular function: hormone activity.
UCAGAUUAGACCUGGAGUUAGAAUCCUCAUGCUUUGUAGCUAUGUAACCUCAGAGCCUUUUGGGAACUAUCCUCUCCUAAUUAAUACCAAUUAAUAUUCAUACAGAAAUUUAAUGUUGGCAAAAUACUUUAUACAUGUUACUUCUUCGGAUCUUCACAACAACUUUAAUAUUUAAGGUCUUCCACAGCUGGCACCUAACCACAUUUCUGGUGUUAUUUCCUAGUACUUUAUUUCAUGGACUUCACAUCCCAGCACAUCUGGACUAUGUUUAGCUGUUCAAUAAGCUUCCAUCAUUCACCUCUUGCCUCCAUGGUUUUGCAUAAGCUACUUCUCAUGUUUAGAAUGAACUACUUCCUCUAUCUUUUCCUCUGGGAAAAUCCCUAAUUUCCACGAUUUAUUUGUUUCUUUUCCUCGUUUCCUCAAAUUCUAUUUACUUAUUUAGGUGUUAAAUUUCCUGAGUGUAAUAUUUUUGAGAGAGGAGAUUUUUUGUCUUUGUACAUCCAGCUCCCAACUCUUGAGUUCUACAUGGCAGGUGCAUAAUACUAAUUCAUUGAACCAAAAUGAAUUAAAACCUCUUCCCCUUUCUAGAUUUAGGCUUAUCUAAAAUGAGGGAAUUAGAUUACAUUGUUUCUGAGAUUCUAUCUUGUUCUAAAUCCUAUGAGAGUGUUUUUUACCAGCUGAAAGAUCCAGGCCCUUUGGCUUCAAGUUGGAAGUCCAGUUAUUUUCCUCAUCUGCAGCAAUGACACAUCCUCUUCAGUCCCCGCCUCCUCUGUCCCUGCCUGAUCAUCAGCUUCUUUCCCAUCCCUGGGAAAAGGUUAUCGCUAAACCCAGGUGACUUCCUUGGGAAUGGAGGGGUCGAGGAGAUGGACACCGGUCCUGCUGCUAGCUAGAGGAGAUAAGAGAGGUCAUACCUUAUCUUAUAACACUUGGCUAUAAAUGGGAGGCAGAAGCAGGGAUGGAAAAGGCAGCGGGACCUGACAUAGCGCUCUGGUUCCAGGCAGGUAUUUCUCCCCAGCAAUCCUUGCCUUUGGUCCACCAUGCCCAAGGCUGUGCUACUCCUGGUACUGUGGGCUUUGCUGGGGAAUCUACCAGCAGCUGAGGGCCGGACAUCUCCCUACGCAGUAAAGCUGUGCGGCCGAGAGUUCAUCCGGGCUGUCAUCUUUACCUGUGGGGGAUCUCGAUGGAGACGAGAUAGGGCAGGGAAUGCCUUUGCUGAGGAGUUGGGGGAUGAGUCCCAGGAGACCACUUCGAUUGAAUGGCUGUCCAGCCCCCUCGUGCCACUGUCCAGGGAGCCUGAAGACUUCUACAGCAGUGUCAGAGGCCCUAACUGGUCCGGGAUGUCCAGAAGCCGACCAGAAUUGGAGCCUGAGGCCAAGCCUGGCCAGGGCUUCCUUCGGGGGGGCCGGGAUGUUUUAACAGGCAUUUCCAGCAGUUGCUGCAAGUGGGGCUGCAGCAAGACUGAAAUCAGCAGUCUGUGUUAGAUUCUCAGGGGGAGAUUAAAAUUUCUCUGCAGAGUUUUAGACUCAGGGGAGUCUGACUUUUCCCCUUAUUCCUCCUGGUUCUAGACUCCAGUCCUCCCCGCUCUUUGCCCUACAUAAAGCCACAUUCUAUGUCCUCUCUCUGCUCUCUGUCUCUCUCUUUCUCUCUCUCCCCUCUCUUCCCCAGACUCUGUUCUUCCCUUUGUUUUCCAGUCCUAGAGUGGGGUACCCUUCCCUUCCAUGUCCCUACUCUAGUUUCCUUUCUGGUGUUAAGAUUUCUCUCUGCUUCUCAACUUCUCUCUAAUUGCCUCUACCCCCAGUUCCAGAUCUAUGUACUGUCUCCUCAGCUUUGUACCUCUCCUCUGCCUGGCCCUUGAGCUUCCUCUACCCUGAUCCUGUUUGGGAAAUGGAGCCUGCCUAUCACCCUUCUGCUAUUUUUGUGGAUACAAGGAGGAGGAAAUCAAUUGUAGGGGGUGGUCAUAGAGAACAGUCCUAAAGUCACUGAUUUCUGGCCCUGGGGAGGGAAAAUUGUCAUACGGAAUUAUGGAUCAUACAUUUAAAGCCAGACAGGGCUUCAGAUGUAUUCCCACAGUUACAAUUUGGGAUUGGCCCAUACAUGAUGGUGAAUAUCCACUAUCAUACCUACAUUAUUUUACACCUAGAAUCAUCCAGUCACACAGGGCAAUGAUAGAUAGUUGCUAUUUGCACUCACUAUGGGGGAUGGGGAAAGGGUGGGUGGCUGGGGCUGGGAGGCCGGAUGCAUGGGUUCAGGAUGUGGGUUGGCCCUGGUCCAGGCUCUCUCAAAAUCUCAAUAAA